AUGGACACACUCGCUGCCCAGAGCGCCUCCACUGUAGACACAAGCUCCUGGUACCCAUCUCCUACCUUCCGUGGUACAUGGCAAAUCAUAUCCACCUGCAUUUCCACCCUCAUUAUCUGCAUUUGGAACGCUACCCAUAUCGACAUACCUCCUAACCGCCAAAUGCGGACCUUUCCCGAGAAAGUUCGGUGGCUGAUUGCGGGGCUGCUUGCUCCCGAUUGGCUUCUAUUGAGGGCCUUCGAUCAGCUUUGCUCAGCGCGGCAACUCUCAAAGUUUGCGGGCGAUUGCUUGGAGGUGGAACAAAUGAUGGCUGCCCCCACCUGGCGGGACAGGUUAUGGCGAUGCGUUGGCAGGGGUCCAAGAAAUAAACUUUCUUCUCGCUUGUCCGAAUUCUCCGCAGAAUUUGAGCAAAUCGUACAAUGGGCAGAAGAGGAACUUGAGAGUCGUAAGGUAGGUGAUGCGGACGCUGAUAGCGCUGCGAUGCAGUUCGGAUUCCUUCCCCGCAAGAAUGCCUGGACGCUCACUCACGGCUACUAUGCCGCCAUGGGCGGCUUCGUUCUCGAUUCUUCACCGACCCCGGUCUUUGGGACAGAGACACGGCUUGUCCUUACUCCGUGGAUGCUAGACUUUCUUAUGAAACGCGCCCCUAAUCUGAUCCCCGACCUCUCGGAGGACGACAUUCUGUGUCAGAGCAAGUCCGACGGGCUCGCGAAGGCGCUCCUCGUCGUGCAGCUACUCUACUUCGCUGUGUCCUGCAUUGCACGCCUCGCACAGUCGCUACCACUCAGCCUGCUCGAGGUCUGGACACUAGCGCAUGCGCUGGGCACGAUCUUCGUGUACGCCAUAUGGUGGAAGAAGCCGCUGAACAUCUCAAAGCCGACGGUGAUCACGGGGAUGAGAGCUCGCGAAUUCGCAGCCUACUUCCAAAUGAUCGGCACGCCGAGUAUUUCACGUUUAACGGGAAUUUGGAGUGCCACUGGCACGGCUGAGAUGGACUAUCUCGAGAUCAUUCCUUAUCAAUACGUAGAGGAUAGCGGAAUCGUCAGUUACGAGGGGCAGGAGACACUCACAAUGCUCCCCACGCAGUCUAUGCUAGUCUCAGAGGAUUACGCCUUUAGCAUCAAGGCCAACAUGGCACCCGACUCCAAGAAUCGCAACAUGUUCGGAAAGACCUUCUGUCCGUGGUACACAAAGGAGCGGGGAUCGAAUGGCAGCAUCACCCUAGGACGGGCCGACAUCGUGCGAUGGCGGCUCGCCGGAUGCGCUGCAGCACAAGUGGAUGGGUUCCCACAGCCUGAAUCCUCGGCUCGCUAUACGAAGAUAGGUGGAUUGGAAACAACUAGGCCAUUCUCCUUGUCCUCACGAUCUCGAGAAUCGAUCAUCCAGAUCACCCUCGUGACCACAUACGCGCUGCCACAUAUAUUGGGCUGGAACGCCGCCUUCCCGACUCCCGUCGAGCACGCGCUGUGGCGUCUCGCGUCCGUUAUGGCAGUGGCCUUCCCCACAGCUAUCGUCGGCGUCAGUGUUAUUGCGAAUAAUGCUCCGCCCGAUGCAGCUCAUGGAAGAGCAAUUUCACACAUGUUGCGUCCUCUCGCUGUUUUCACGAAUGCCAUACUUGGUUCCCUAUCUAUCAUACUGUACAUCUUAUCAAACGUGUACUUUCUUGUCGAGAGCCUCAGGCAGCUUUACUACCUUCCUGACGACGUAUCCCUACUUCCAAACCUUUCGAUUUACUUUCCUCAUUUUUCAUAA
This is a messenger RNA of Phanerochaete carnosa HHB-10118-sp, 1752 nucleotides long. RefSeq lists its product as uncharacterized. The coding region runs from base 1 to 1752 and encodes 583 amino acids. The record is from RefSeq and is a predicted model, not a curated record. The transcript is spliced from 3 exons. Lineage: Eukaryota; Fungi; Basidiomycota; Agaricomycetes; Polyporales; Phanerochaetaceae.